UUUUUUAUGAUCUUCUGGACAUAUAAAAGCAAAAUCGGUCCAAAGUUGAUCAUCAUUCGAGUGUGGGUUCAUAGAUCUCAAGCCGUCAAACAUGAAGGUUCUCGCUAUUCUAAUCCUAGCCGUGAGCUCAGCGUCGGCCCGGGGCUCCGGACCUUACCUCCCCAGCGGCUGGCGGCCAGACGGGCCCGCCUUCUUUCUGCCUGGUGAAGGAACAACGAAAACAUCUGACAAUCCUCUGAAAGAAACUCUCUUCCAAGAAACAGAGGCUUCCGGCUCAGAUUUCCUCCGAGAGUACGGACCCCCGAAGGUCCAAGAGGUGUCGCAAGAUAUAACUCAGCAGGGUUUACCUGAUGUGGCUACGGAACAGUCCUUCGUUGUUAUUGGAGCUAAGAUCACUCAAGAAGUCGAAGAUGAAGUCAAAACUGGAGAAGUGACAGAAACAGAGGCGGUCGUUGUUGCUGAAGAACAAACUAAAAAUGAAGAAGUGACAACCGAAGCACAAAUUAACGUUGAAGAGGGAACUACAGAACAGUCCAACGAAGAAUUAAUUCAAGGAAGAGCCAUUAAACUGGAGAUAGAAGCUUCCGUUGCCGACACCACCGAAGAUUUCGUUGAAGCUGCUGUUGUGACAGAAAGUGGUUUAAUAAAACAAGAAAUCAGUGAGGCAGAGGCGAAAGUAGAAAAAAAUAUCGUAAGCAAUGUUGUGAAAGAUGUAGCGGAAGCGCUAACUGACGUCGAACAGAAUGUGAACAUUCUUGAGGAAGUUAAGAAUGUUGCGCAAGGAAUAGUCAAGAUCGAAAGCGAGAUUGCUCAGGAACAAGCUGUCGAAGGUUCUGGAGUUAGAAGCGUACAGAUAACCGAUUCCAUAGAGCAUGCACCGGAAGGUUUCUUGGAGUACGGGCCCCCAGGCUUCAGGGAAUAUGGACCACCUAAAGGAGAUGAGGUUUUAAGAUCAUCUGCUGUACAAGAAGAAUCCGAAUCUCAAAAGGUAGAAAGCAACGAGACAAGAAGAAGACGAUUCUCCCCAAAAUUUAAGUCUACCAAGAAACAUUAGCAAAAUGAUGACGUUGGAAUGAAAAGAAGGACUACUGAAAACUACGUAUGGCAAACUUUGAGUAUUGUGAUGCGUAUGGUAUCAAGGAAAUGUCCAAAAGACAUUUUAGGCAUGAACUGUAGUAACAUAAGAUAUUCUAUGUAAACUUGGUUGGAGCAAAUGUUAAACUAUUUAAAAUUAAUAAACUAUAGAUCAGUAUAUAAAA
Messenger RNA from Plodia interpunctella (Indianmeal moth), 1259 nucleotides. RefSeq lists its product as uncharacterized. The transcript has 8 exons. NCBI's taxonomy places the organism in Eukaryota, Metazoa, Arthropoda, Insecta, Lepidoptera, Pyralidae. The record is from RefSeq and is a predicted model, not a curated record. The coding region runs from base 92 to 1054 and encodes 320 amino acids.